Bipolaris maydis ATCC 48331 is the source of this 1308-nucleotide messenger RNA. RefSeq lists its product as uncharacterized. Gene Ontology annotation, cellular component: Golgi membrane. Gene Ontology annotation, molecular function: glycosyltransferase activity. The record is from RefSeq and is a predicted model, not a curated record. Gene Ontology annotation, biological process: GPI anchor biosynthetic process. NCBI's taxonomy places the organism in Eukaryota, Fungi, Ascomycota, Dothideomycetes, Pleosporales, Pleosporaceae.
AUGCCUUCUUUCUAUCCAGUCACUGCUACUGCCAUCGCCCUGGCUUUCAUUCUCGUCUACACAAUCUGCUCACUGUCUACGCACGACCCUACAUCCAUCUUCUUCGAUGCGUCCAAUGCCUACACUCCGCGAUACUCUGCCCUGAGAUACCAGCAGGCCACGGCGUACAUCUCCAUUUUCAACUCUACAUCAAGCGUCGGUUUGUUAGGAAGCAAGGACUCCAACAAGAAACUAUGUAUUGGCAUACCCUCGGUUGCGCGUCAUGGCCCACAAUACCUACCUGGUGCCAUUGGGUCUCUGUUGGAUGGCUUGACAGUGGAUGAAAGGAACGAGUUUUACCUCGUGGUGUUUAUACCGCAUUCAGAUCCUAAAGCCCACCCAGCUUAUCGAGAAACGUGGCUAUCGAGGCUGGCCGACCGUGUACUUGCAUACGAAGGCCUUGAUGCAAAAGAAAUGGCUCACGUUCGCAGAAUGGAGGCUCAAGGAGGUGCUUUCAAGGAGAAGGGACUGUACGAUUACUCCUAUCUGGUAUCGAAAUGUGCCGAGCUUAACACGCCGUAUAUCGCUAUUCUCGAAGACGACGUUCUCGCCAUGGACGGAUGGUACCACCGCACUAUCAAUGCGUUGUUGGCUGCUGAGGACCAGUCAAUACAGCGACACGGGAACAAGUUCUUGUAUCUUCGCCUAUUCUACACGGAGGCUUUUCUGGGCUGGAACUCGGAAGAAUGGAAGACGUAUCUCUUCUACUCGCUCUGCUUCGCUGCCAUGCCGGCGGCAGUUGUUUCUUUCUUGCGCACUACGAAACUUUCACCAAAGCUUCUGCUGCCACUCAACACACACCUACGGUCAUCAGAGGUGCGCAGUGGAUACAGCUUUCGUCGCCUAGUGGCCACAUUCUACGCCCUCAUGGCGGUAUUCAUACUGCUCUUCUUCGCACUGGGGCGCAUGACUGUUCUACCUCUUCCUGCUGGAGUUCAUGAAAUGCCCCAAUUCGGCUGCUGCAGUCAAGCUUUUGUCUUUCCCAGACAGAAGGCUCUUGAGCUAGUCUCGUAUUUUGCGCAAGUGAAAACUGGCUAUGUGGAUGUUUUGACAGAGCGCUAUGCCGAUGCCAGAGGUGAGCUGCGGUAUGCUAUCACGCCGAGCCUUUUCCAACAUGUUGGCAAAACAAGCAGUAAGAUGGAUUCUCAUGGGCCAAUCAUCAAGGGAAAGACAUGGAGCUUUGCUUUUGAGGAGUACGAUCCCGGGAAGCUGAGGCAAGAACACGAGACCGUGGGAAUGUCGAAAGAUGGGUUGGAUGAAGUACGAUAA